AUUUGUUGCCUACUUACACUGCUUGGAUUGAUUAACUGUCGGCCUGCAUUUGAGCGCGUUUAGUCUGGCUCCAUUUUACAGUGCAUCUUCUGGGGAUCAGUCCUGUCCAUCGUUAUCAGCGCGAUGGCUGAUUUUGUUUUUGGUUUACAUUUGAAGACUUGUUCUUGGUUGUUACUGUUUUGGGAUAACGCUUCCGAUCAUUCUUCUUUGGAUAUGUUCUUCGGGGCUGGGAUUUUGUUUUACUUUGGGCGUGCCUUUCCAGUUUCAGGGCGUAAGCUGCAUUUAUCUGCUGCGUGUUGCUGCUGCGAUUCCUGCGGGCUUUUUUUUUUUCACCUUCUGUCUGUCUUUUUGAUGAUACCAUUCUGCGAUCACUGUUUCGCCCCGGGACUGCUGGUUGACUCUCUUUUUUGGCUUGGCUGGGCUAGAUCAGCCGUCUUACUAGUUAUUAUCCUCCUAUCGUGAUAGACAUACCAUAAACCUUGACAGUAUACAAAUACAGUGGACGUACUUUGAA
Aspergillus homomorphus CBS 101889 is the source of this 514-nucleotide messenger RNA. RefSeq lists its product as uncharacterized. The transcript has a single exon. NCBI's taxonomy places the organism in Eukaryota, Fungi, Ascomycota, Eurotiomycetes, Eurotiales, Aspergillaceae. The record is from RefSeq and is a predicted model, not a curated record. Bases 124 to 462 code for a protein of 112 amino acids.